Emericellopsis atlantica is the source of this 882-nucleotide messenger RNA. RefSeq lists its product as uncharacterized. The transcript has 2 exons. Bases 1 to 882 code for a protein of 293 amino acids. NCBI's taxonomy places the organism in Eukaryota, Fungi, Ascomycota, Sordariomycetes, Hypocreales, Bionectriaceae. The record is from RefSeq and is a predicted model, not a curated record.
AUGGCUCCUCCAAGGCGCCCGCCAAGGACCAUUGAAGAUAUACUUUCCGAAGCCACUGAUCGCGAGGUUCGCAUGAUCUUGAAGGGUCUUUGCCUCGACAAUUCGAACCUACUACGCGCUGAUGAACAAUUCGACUGGCUGAUAGCCGAAAGGCCUUUCAAUCCGAAGACAUGCGUGCAGUGCGAUAGCACUUUCAUCGAGAGGGACAAUGGCCCGCGGAGCUGUCGAUAUCAUCCGGUUGUUAGCAUGUCAUGGUCUGGUGAAACGAAAGCUCAUAAUAUUCUAGAUGGCCCCAUUCAAAAUCAUGAUUCAUACGUAUGGGAUGAUAUGCAUUGGCUUCAACAGGAAUCAUACGCCACAGACCUAGAAUUUGCCAGUUCUUAUCCUGAUGGUUAUGACCACGGCUGCUGCGAGCGGCCGUACUUGCAAGGUCGGGGGUGCAAGAGGGGACGUCACCGAGCUCGAAGAAGAUAUACUAGCGUUCUGGCCUCGGAUGAGUCCAUUGAUUCGGACGGAAGUAUCAAGAUUCUCUCGGACGACGACAUUGACUCGGAUGACGACAGUGGCUCUGACUCGGAUGACGGCAGUGGCUCUGACUCGGAGGAUGAUGAGGAUUCUCACGGCUUUGAAGAUCCUGGGAAUGAGAAGAGCGAUGUCAGCAAUGGAACUGAUGGCAAUGGCAUCGAGACGACGAAGUCGGAAGGGUCCCCGAGUGCACUGAAGAGGAAAAGAGGUUCUGCAACGCCUGCUGACGAGAAAGGUGAUGAUGCGAACGAUUGCAAGUCAGAAGAUGUCGACGACAGCCUUGACGCUGCGCUACUUCGACACAAGCGCACCUGCACCAAUCCCAAGUCAUGUCAGGGGGAGGUUGUCCAAACAUAG